Molecule: messenger RNA, 2371 nt
Organism: Gasterosteus aculeatus aculeatus (three-spined stickleback)
Lineage: Eukaryota; Metazoa; Chordata; Actinopteri; Perciformes; Gasterosteidae
Gene: erlec1
Product: endoplasmic reticulum lectin 1
Biological process (GO): retrograde protein transport, ER to cytosol; endoplasmic reticulum unfolded protein response; ERAD pathway
Cellular component (GO): endoplasmic reticulum lumen
Source: RefSeq, a predicted model, not a curated record
GUUUCUUCCGGUUGCUGCCUUAUUGACAUCCGUCUCACUCCGCCCUGGUUCGCCGCUGCCCGAAGCAGACUUUCCCCGGGCUUCGUAGCAGCGUGUAUCCGUCACUCGGUGGGGGGAAGGGGGCGCUUUUCGGUGCCACAUGAGGAGCGGGCUGUAGGAGCUCAGCGGCCGGACAGGAGGGAGAAUGCUCGGGCUGCUGAUGCUGCUUCUCGGCGGGUGGCUGGAGGUCUGCUGCGGAGCCUCGGCGAACAGAGGCGGGUAUCCCACGUUCACGGACGAAAUCCCCUUCAGGAUCAGCUGGCCGGGUGCUGAAUUUACGCUGCCAGCUACUGGGGGACUUUACAAGGAAGAUGACUUUGUCAUCAUGACAACAACAGAGAAGGAGAAGUACAAAUGCCUCCUUCCCUCCCUGACAUCUGGAGAUGAGGAUGACGAUAAGGAGUACGGCGGACCGAGUCCGGGUGAGCUGCUGGAGCCGCUAUUCAAACGUAGCAGCUGCUCUUACAGGAUUGAGUCAUACUGGACAUAUGAAGUGUGCCAUGGAAAGCAUAUAAGACAGUACCACGAAGAGAAGGAGACUGGCCAGAAGAUUAGUGUUCAAGAGUACUUCCUGGGGAACGUGGCAGAGAAGAGCCAGUCGCCAGAAACCGAUAAACGUAAAGAGGAAGAAAAUGUCAAAUCAGCAGCUGAUAUUGAAGUGCCCACUAAGAACAUAGAAGGGCAGCUGACUCCCUUCUUUGCGUUGGAGAUGGGGAACGGGACCCCCUGUGUGCUGAAACAGAACGAGGCUCGCUCAACGUCUGUGCUGUACGUCUGUCAUCCAGAGGCCAAGCAUGAAAUCUUGUCCAUCGCCGAGGUCACGACCUGUGAAUAUGAGGUGGUGGUGUUGACACCGCUGCUUUGCGCACACCCAAAAUACAGGUUCAAGUCGUCCCCGGUGAACGCCAUCUUCUGCCAGUCUCUGGCAGGCUCCCCUUUGCAGCCUCGACGGCUCGCCCAGCUGGAUAAGGAGCAAGAGGAACAUCUCAAGCCGCCUUUCAGCGCCCCCUCUGGGACCAGAGAGGACGAGACGCCGCCGUUGAGGGAAGAGGCCUUCAGCUCCACCCACAAGCCCAUGACUGUCGGAGGGCAGCCUCAGGUCACCGUCGGCACCACCCACAUCUCCCGCUUGACGGAUGAUCAGCUGAUCAAGGAGUUCCUCAGUGGCUCGUACUGUCUCCACGGGGGGGUGGGGUGGUGGAAGUAUGAAUUCUGUUAUGGCCGGCACGUCCAUCAGUACCAUGAGGAUAGAGAGCAAGGAAGGAACACCGUGGUGGUGGGGAACUGGGAUGCCGCGGAGCACAAUGAGUGGGCCAAGAAGAACGUCGCCAGAUCCUACCAGCUCAAAGACGACGGAGCGCCGAAAGUCAAGUUGGUUUCCCACUUUUAUGGCCACGGGGAUGUUUGCGAUAUGACAGGGAAGCCCAGGCAGGUCAUCGUCAAGCUCAAAUGUAAGGAGUCUGAGUCUCCCCAUGCUGUCACUGUCUAUAUGCUGGAACCUCAGACUUGUCAGUACAUCCUUGGGGUUGAGUCUCCGGUCAUAUGCAGAAUUCUGGAUACUGCUGAUGAAUACGGACUUCUUUCAAUCUCCAGCUAAAUAAGCAAAGAUAAUUUGAUGGCAUCAGCACAUGAAGGAUGAGGAGAGGCUGGACAGAGAGAGAUGCACUUGGAGAGAGAGAGAGGACAUUUAUCAUAAAGCAGAAGCCUGUUUGGCGGAGGAAGAGAGAGAUGCCCGUAAAACUGCGCUAAAAACCACAAUCAGCGUUACACUGUGGUUAAACUUGAUGCUGAACCUCACGGCCCAAACUCAGCGCAUCUCCUGAUGUGUGCUACGGGCGAUGUUCCAUCUAGCAGGCCAGCUCAGACUGUAAUAACACAGUGAAUGGGUGCAGACGCCUCACUCCACAAGGCAGUGUGUUUGUUGCCUGUACUCCAUAGCUAGGCUUCACUUUGUGUUGAUUAAUUUUAAGGAAAGGAGUUCUGAAUCAGGGGAAUUACAUUAUUCAUGGUUUUAUUUUCUUAAAGAUUUACUUGUGUGUGUGUGUGAAAUGAUUUGCUGUUUGACUGUGGAUCUUUGCACUUGUGGAAAGGAGGGAAAGCAAGUGUGAGGGGUUCAUUUACAGGAUGAGUGAGGGUAACUUACGCAUUAGCGGUUGCUGUGGAAUAGAAAAAAAAUUGAAUGGUCGAUUAAAGUUUCCUUUUGAAGUUGUUGAGAUGUACAUGAAGUCUGGUUUUAUGUAGAUGCACACUGGAAUCCUGAUCGUUGCUGUUUCACAAGGAUACAAGCCAAUGCAUUUGCAGCAAAGGAUAAAAAUAAAACAUGAAAUCUAAA